AUGAGUGGCCACGCCUCUGGACCUCUUUCUUCCAGGAACGCCCCCUCAGGCGAUGACAGACACAUAGAGGAAAGGGAGAAAACACAGAGUUACUGCCUGUCCGAAGAAGGCAACCUGGCGUCGGUCCACAGCAACGAGGAGAACAACUUUCUCCAGAGGUUGACCAAAGAAGACACCUACAGAUUCCCCCUCACCUGGAUCGGGGGCACCGAUUGCAUCCAGUCCGGUUUUUGGAGGUGGAGUGACGGCACCAUGUUCAACUACAGAAACUGGUCCAAGCGCUACAACAUGCAAGACCAAGGGCGCAAGAUGAGAUGUCUGCAGAUGAAUUAUGGAUAUCGUAAGAAGUGGAACGCCUCCUCCUGCAACGACACUCUCCCUUUUGUGUGUGCCAAGGAGAUGUGA
Molecule: messenger RNA, 405 nt
Organism: Etheostoma spectabile (orangethroat darter)
Lineage: Eukaryota; Metazoa; Chordata; Actinopteri; Perciformes; Percidae
Product: ladderlectin-like
Exons: 4
Coding region: 1-405 (134 amino acids)
Source: RefSeq, a predicted model, not a curated record